Molecule: messenger RNA, 3411 nt
Organism: Penicillium roqueforti
Lineage: Eukaryota; Fungi; Ascomycota; Eurotiomycetes; Eurotiales; Aspergillaceae
Exons: 9
Coding region: 1-3411 (1136 amino acids)
Biological process (GO): chloride transport; transmembrane transport
Cellular component (GO): early endosome; membrane; Golgi apparatus
Molecular function (GO): voltage-gated chloride channel activity
Source: RefSeq, a predicted model, not a curated record
AUGAGUGGUCAGGGCUCAGGUGGCGAGGGCCAAUCUGGGACGCAACUAGGAUCUGAUCAAGACAUCCUUCAGCCUCAAGAAGUGAAUCGGGAAGCCGAGAGGUUACAUGAGCCGAUCUCCUUCAAGCGAAAACAAAAACAACGAUCACGGUUCAGUCUAUCUAACCUUCUCUCCCCUCCCUCCGGCGGAUCGGAUACUGGCUUUGGCUCUCCGGCGCCGCAAGGUGGUCAGAACGGCGAUGCAUCGCCACUCGAUCCUUACGCGCCGAUAGGGCUCAAUAGUGGUGCUGAAGCCUCAAAAGAUGGCGCGCCAUUGGACUGGUACGUGGAAGGCCCAGGACGACGUGUGGGCUACGACGACUUCACUGCUAUCGAUUGGAUCUACGAGUAUACCAAGGAGCGGCAAAGGAAACGGCUUCUUUACUCGAGUGGACAGGGUCUAUUGGGCCAUGCUCGUCGACUGCUUGACGCAAGCAAUGUCUGGUUAGUGUUGAUUGCGACAGGCAUUGCUGUAGGAAUAAUCGCUGCUUCUAUCGAUAUUGCAACGGAUUGGCUAGGUGACCUGAAGUCCGGAUAUUGCAAAAAUGGAAGUGGAGGUGGCAAGUUUUAUCUCAACAAGAGCUUUUGCUGCUGGGGUCUCGAUGAUCAAUCUAAGUGUUUAGACUGGACACCUUGGGGAAAUGCAUUAGGCGCAAAGUCCAGUGGAGGGGCAUAUACGGUUGGAUAUGUCUUUUAUGUUUCAUUUUCGGUUUUCUUUGCUGCAUGUGCUUGCUUCUUGGUGCGAAAUUAUGCCGUUUAUGCUAGACACAGUGGAAUCCCCGAGAUAAAAACGAUCCUCGGUGGAACUGUCAUCCGACAUUUCAUGGGACCAUGGACACUUGCCAUUAAAUCACUGGGCCUGUGUCUUUCUGUGGCUUCCGGUCUAUGGCUAGGUAAAGAGGGCCCACUUGUGCAUGUUGCAUGCUGUUGCGCGAAUAUCCUGAUGAAACCUUUUGAAAGCCUGAAAGGCAAUGAAGCACGCAAACGAGAGGUUCUUUCUGCGGCUGCUGCAGCAGGUAUAUCAGUCGCAUUCGGGGCACCCAUCGGAGGUGUUCUUUUUAGUUUGGAGCAACUUUCAUAUUAUUUUCCCGACAAGACAAUGUGGCAAAGCUUUGUCUGUGCCAUGGUCGCAGCUGUCACUUUGCAAGCCUUGAACCCAUUCCGGACAGGUAAAAUUGUGCUGUAUCAAGUCACCUACACUCGAGGCUGGCACCGCUUUGAGAUCAUCCCGUUCAUUAUUCUUGGCAUCAUUGGCGGCCUCUACGGUGCAUUCCUCAUCCGCCUGAAUACUAAAGUCACCAAAUGGAGGCGAGCUCGGACUUCCUCUCGACCAAUCAUCGAAGUGGUUGUCGUGGCUCUCAUUACAGCUUUGAUCAACUAUCCAAAUCACUUCAUGCGGGCUCAGAACUCGGAGCUUGUCCAGUCGCUGUUCGCCGAGUGCAACAGUGUGACAUAUGAUCGAUUUGGUCUCUGCGCCACGGGAUCUGCCUCAAUCGGCGUGGCAAUCUACCUGGUCGUUGCUGCUUUACUUGCCUUUUUCUUGGCUUCCUUGACAUUUGGACUUGAGAUUCCUGCGGGUAUCAUCCUUCCUUCGGUCGCUAUCGGUGCUCUUUACGGGCGUGCUCUGGGCAUUAUAGUUCGCUUGUGGCAAGAAUCUUAUCCGCAAGCAUUCCUGUUUAGCAGGUGCGAGCCAGACAUUCCAUGUGUCACACCUGGCUUAUACGCAAUUAUCGGGGCUGCUGCUGCUCUUGGUGGUGCUACUCGAAUGACUUUGUCAAUUGUCGUUAUCAUGUUCGAAUUGACCGGCGCGCUGACCUACGUCAUCCCGAUCAUGAUUGCUGUGAUGCUGUCCAAGUGGUGUGGUGACAUCUUCGGGAAGCGAGGUAUCUACGAGUCAUGGAUUCGACUAAACGAGUAUCCUUUCCUCGAUCAUCGUGAUGACACCACUCCGCCAGACGUAUCUGCCAACCGGGUCAUGACAACCGUGGACGAUAUCAGCAUCAUUACUGCCACCGGUCAUACUAUUGCCUCGAUCCGCAACCUCCUAGCUAACACUACAUAUCGCGGAUUCCCCAUAGUAUCAGACACGUCGAGUCCCGUCCUUCUAGGCUACAUCACCCGCAAUGAGAUUUCUUUUGCGCUGAAAUACUCGACCUCUGGUACAGCCCGCAACCUCUCCGACGAGACACAGGUCUUCUUUUCGCAUCAACCUUUUGCAGACCCUAGUGAUACCCUUGAUCUACGACCUUGGAUGGAUCAGACACCGAUGACAUUGAACAGUAACAUCACCUUUUUGAUUGUUUUGAAAAUGUUCCAGCGCCUUGGCUUGCGUUAUGUGUUAUUUGCCAACAAGGGUAUUCUACAAGGACUACUGACCAAGAAAGAUGUUUGGUCAGUGCUGAAUGGCGUGGAAAUCCGCCGAGAAGAAGCCCUUCGAGACGAAGAAUACCAGGAUUUCGAAAAUCGUAAUGAGGCUGAAGAGCAGGUUAUCGAAAUAAAAUUGCGGCUUCGCCCCACCGCCUUUCUGACCCCACAUAUUUCUGUCGGCUUUUUAAAACUGACCGCUCUCAUCUCUACCGGUACGGCUACUGAUCUUCCUACCCUUGAGGAAGCCAUAACACCGGAAGAUAAAAUGAUGAUCGAUCCUUUUGAGGUGCGCAUGCGCUUCACUACACAGCUGCAGCACCUCAGUGCUGCUGUGACAUCAUCGCAGAAGGCUGCGCAUUAUGCGCUGAAGUACCGUGACCUCGAUGAGGAUCUUCACUCAUGCAUCCUGGAGCAGCUUGAGCGGAACAACAUGAACAAUCGUGCGAACAUCAUGUACUUUAUUGAACACCUCUGCGAAAUGGCCAUCAAGGAAAACUACCUCCCAUACGUGCGCAUGAUGCAACGAGACAUUUUGCGCGUGGUCGACUCGGUCGUUCCUCCCGAUGGCACUGGCGCAGCCAAUGUCAAGCACGUCCGUCACGUCUUGAACGGUCUCCGAGCGAAGGAAGUCCUCAGCGCCGAAACCGUGGCCGAGAUCGACGCGGCUCUGAAAGACCGCGAUUCCCAUCCCUCCCACCUGGAUCUUGAACAUGAGGAAGGCCCCGAGGGAGGCAGCAAGUCGAAGUCUGAGAAGCCCCAACUGCGCCUUGACAAGAAGCAGAUCGAGCAGCGCAUCGAGGAAGACCGGGAGCGCAACAAGCGUCAGCGCGAGAGCAUGUGGGCCAUGACUGGCAGUGAUCAAGACGAAUAUAAUCAGAUGUGGGAGGAGCUCAGCCCCAUUGGGGAGGACGACUUUAUCCGGUCUCGUGAGGAGGCUUUAGAACGCGCCGAGUGUUUUCGCAAGCACGAGGAGUUUUAUAAGAACCUCUACGGUAUCAAUGAGUAA